AUGACAGACGAAAAGCCUAAAGAUGAUGAUUUGCCCGUAGCAAAGCACAUCUCUACCGAAGAGGUGCAACCUACUGUGGAAGAGCGUCGUCUGGAGAAGGAGACGCUCUUGAGGCUUGACGUUUUGCUUAUGCCAAUGACCCUGGUACUAUAUUUCCUCGCCUGGCUGGACCGUGCCAAUGUCGGCAACGCACGAAUUGCCGGAAUGGACAAAGAUCUCCACCUGUCGGACUGGGAGUAUAAGUGUGCUAUCACGGUUACCUACAUACCAUACAUCCUCGCCGAGCUCCCUUCCAAUCUCAUCUUGAAGAAAGUCGGACCUCGAAUUCUUCUUCCAACACUAUGCACCAUGUGGGGACUCAUCACAGUUGUCCAAAGCAAGUCACAGACCUUUGGAGGAUUUGUCGCCUGCCGUUUCUUCCUAGGAUUGUUUGAAGGUGGUCUAUUUCCCGGAAUCAUUCUUUAUCUGUCAGGAUUCUACCGGCGUCAUGAGCUGCAGGUCCGCAUUGCGCUCUUCUUCUCCGCGGCAUCCAUGAGUGGCGCAUUCUCCGGUCUGCUGGCAGCUGCUAUCCAGCAGAUGGACGGUAUCCAGAGUCUUCGGGGCUGGCAAUGGAUCUUCAUUCUGGAAGGCCUAUUCACCGUGUGCUUUGGUCUCUUCUCCUUCUUCAUGCUACCGAACGGCCCCGAGACGGCUCUCACUCUUCGCCCAGAGCAUGCCGAGCACUGUAUUUCCCGCAUGCAACUCGACGCAAACCAUUUCGAGACAGAAAAGGUCACCAUCAAGAAAGUUGUCUCAGUACUUCUAGACCUCCACGUCUGGAUCCUGUGCGCCAUCCUCUUCACUAACGGAGUAUGUCUCUUCGGCCUUGCCUAUUUCUCCCCCUCCAUUGUGGAGGCUCUAGGCUACAGCAGCACAACGACCCAACUCAUGACCGUGCCCCCAUACGCCUGCGGGCUUGUCGUCACGAUGAUAGUCGCCUUCAUCGCCGACCGCUACCAGCAGCGCGGGCUCUGCGCACUAGCCACCAGCGUCAUUGCACUCAUCGGCGCAGUCCUCCUCCUCGUCGGACGCAGCAUGGGCAUGCGCUACGCAGCACUAGUCAUCUUCGUGACGGGAAUCUACUCAUGCUCCCCGUGCCUUAUCAGCUGGGUCCCGAACAACAGCGCGGGCUAUAAUCGACGCGCAACCGCUAUCGCGAUGGGGUUCAUAUCCACCAGUAGCGGGGGUAUACUGAGUACAUGGCUCUACCCUAAGAGUUCGGCGCCGUACUACAACCUCGGGGCGCAGUGCAAUCUUGCAUUGGUAGCUAUCAGCAUGGUUCUUAUAAUGGCUCAGAUUAUGCUUCUGCGAACACUGAAUAAGAGGAAGGUGUCUCAUCGGGCGAAGAUUCUGGAGGGGUUGGAGGACUUGUCGUAUGAGGAGCAGCUUGAGCGGUUGGGGGAUCGUCAUCCUAACUACCGCUAUACCUAUUAA
Aspergillus ruber CBS 135680 is the source of this 1473-nucleotide messenger RNA. RefSeq names its product putative MFS transporter. Gene Ontology annotation, cellular component: membrane. Lineage: Eukaryota; Fungi; Ascomycota; Eurotiomycetes; Eurotiales; Aspergillaceae. The coding region runs from base 1 to 1473 and encodes 490 amino acids. Gene Ontology annotation, molecular function: transmembrane transporter activity. The record is from RefSeq and is a predicted model, not a curated record. The transcript is spliced from 3 exons. Gene Ontology annotation, biological process: transmembrane transport.